AUGGUUCCAGAACCCCAAACCCAAACAGCCAGCGGCUCCCCCAGGGCUGCUUCCGGGGCCGCCGUGGAAUCUCACACGCGCCGGGCCCCGCCGAGCCCCUGGUGCAUCCGCGCGCACACCCGCUCGCGUGUCUCCCGGGCUGGCCCUGAGCCCGUGGCCGCUCUGCAGGGCGCUCGGGCCCGGCACCCGGGCUGCCCCGGGGCUCCUGCCCCUCCCACGCGCCCUCCACGCGGCCGGUCGCCCCGGCCCGGCCCCGCGGGUGGUCCCCUCCCGCGCCCGACCCUUGCCCGGAGGCCGCCGGCCCGCAGCCCUUCCGCGCUUGCUCACCUGGCGGCUGCCGGCGUUCUCGGGCCCCGGGCGGGGCGCCCCCUCCGCCAGGAGGCCCCCCUGGCUGCCUCGGCUCCGGGCGCGCCUCCGGGAGGGUCGGCGAGGCUCGUCCCGCCCGGCGCGGAGCUCGGGGGAGGGAAGGCGGGGGCCUGGGCCCGUCGGGUCCGCGGGGCUGUUUCUCCCCCGCGGUCCCGCGGAGCCUCCCGUCCUCGAUUUCUACCCUCACGAGGCGAUUAUUGGUUUCGACUCAAGGCUCCCCCUCGGGUCCAGGAGCCGCACUUCAGGGGGACGUGCCCUCGGCUCUCCGGUCUGAGAGACGCGCCCGACGGCCCGGCGCCCGGUCCCCCCGCAGGGCCCCCAUCUGCCUCCCCGGUUGGGGCCCUGCGCUCCGCCUGGUCCUCGGCUGCCCCCGGGCCCCCCUUCCACAAAAGCUCAGCUGAAUCUGUGCCCUUGACUGCGGGUUCCUUCUGCUUCACACCCUGUAAUCGGCGGGCAUUUGGCCUCCUGUCUGCGCGCCCCCCUCCCAGCCCGGGGCCGAGGGGCGCCUGCUGCGGCUCUGGUCCCGACCCCCCGCCCGUGGCGCCCCGGCGUGCAGCCCUCUCUGCUGGGCAUGCCGACCCCCAGAGGGGCUCCCCACCAACUGCCCCACCGGGGCCUCACAGCAGUCGGUGA
This is a messenger RNA of Manis javanica (Malayan pangolin), 999 nucleotides long. The record is from RefSeq and is a predicted model, not a curated record. Lineage: Eukaryota; Metazoa; Chordata; Mammalia; Pholidota; Manidae.